Molecule: messenger RNA, 393 nt
Organism: Cyclocybe aegerita
Lineage: Eukaryota; Fungi; Basidiomycota; Agaricomycetes; Agaricales; Hemipholiotaceae
Source: the annotation of a GenBank genome assembly
AUGUCGUCACGUUCAGAUACUCCUCAGAUCCAACAAGAACCUUCAACGGUCAAGCGGGAUAGCUUCCAGCUCUACGAUCUUCGUGUCGAAGUAAUAUGUCCACCGGGAGAAAGAAUAAUGUGCGGCGCCAAACCUGGUGACCACUUCAUCCUUCAGGGAGAGAUGCUUUAUCUCCCUCCGAACCAAGGCAUCUCCAUCUACUCCUUAGCAUCUGUUCUCCCACUUCUCGCGGCCAAGCAGCGCCCGACCGCCCCAAACGACUGGAUGACCACAGAUGCAGAGAUCGCGUGCCCAGAUCCUCACUGCAAAUCACGAUUGAAGAUCAUAAGAACUGGACUGCGCACGUUCAGCCACGCUGAGACAACCGUGGUCCCAUUACCCAGUGGUUCAUGA